Messenger RNA from Corticium candelabrum, 2184 nucleotides. Its product is annotated as discoidin domain-containing receptor 2-like. Gene Ontology annotation, molecular function: ATP binding; protein tyrosine kinase activity. The record is from RefSeq and is a predicted model, not a curated record. Gene Ontology annotation, biological process: protein phosphorylation. The transcript has 10 exons. The coding region runs from base 12 to 2009 and encodes 665 amino acids. NCBI's taxonomy places the organism in Eukaryota, Metazoa, Porifera, Homoscleromorpha, Homosclerophorida, Plakinidae.
CAACUGCAUGCAUGAUGAUUCGCACGAAAGGCGGUUACCUCCGCAAAUUGAAAGGAGGCUGGAAGAGUCUCGGCGGAGACAAACAGCUAACGAGUUAUUAUUUCCGACUGAACGCGACGUAUUUUCAACAGCUCCAGACCGAACACGAUACGAUACCGAAGAAGUCGCCGCUUGUGUCAGAUAUAAAAGACGUCAGUAUCCGGGACAUUGGUCAACUAUCGUUUGACGUUCAAUUGCGGAAGGGGGGAACGUGGACGCUCGUUGCGUCGACCCAAGAGGAUUUGAUUGAAUGGAUGGAGGCCCUCAAGCCUGGUUCGACCGCCAAUCUACAGCAACAUAGACAUACGAUUGACUCAUCAAGGUCAACAGUACAGCCAUCUGUGUCUCAACUCCAACCGCCGUCACGACCAUCUCACAUAGACCUCACUCCACAUCCAUCACACACACUACCCACCAUGUAUUCACCUCCUCAAGCGCAUCCCAACUCUCACGCACAAGCCGCAGUGAGCUCGCCUCACACACACAUACUAUCAUCAAACAGGCGAUCAACCGAACCAUCAAUCACUCCACUCUCUUCACAUUUUGAUUCACAGAACUCGAGAUACGUCGCCAGCCCAGUUCACUCGCUCGACUACAAAGAGCGAUCUCAUUCAUUGAGUGGCAUCGCGUCACAUCAAUCCUCAGAGAACCGUUCUCAUCGCUCUCUACACUACACGCCAUCUCUCCCUGUGAACGGCUCAUCCCACGACACGUUAUCGAAACAAGACUCAAUUGUUUUACAACCAGAAGACAAGGGCAACAAUGUGUACAUGGUGGCUGGACAACGAACGUCACUGACUAGGCCGGGUUUUCAAAGAGUGAUCAGUGUGGACGAUGAGGGAUACAUUCCGAUGUCACUUCAGGGCGGGGUUGAUAUGAAUGAUUUUUCUCCCACUGACAAGGGUUUUUAUAUGGAGCCGUCGACGGUUAUGAGUCGUUAUGAUAGAGUUCCGUUGCGUCACUUGACUGGUCAUAAUCAGUCGUUUUCGAGCGAGUAUUUGGAGCCGAUCAGUCUUACUCCUCCUGUGUCGAGACGAGGGAGGCAUCACUCUUUGGUGCAAGCGAGCAGUUUGGUGGAGAGGUUGCCGGGGCAAACGUCAGGUGCAAGGGAAGAAGGGGAAGUUAGUAUUCCACAAAACGAAAACAUUCGUGAUUGUCUUAAACAGCUGCCGAGGAUACCCAGAGAUAAAUUGAUUCUUCGACAAGAGAUAGCUAGAGGCAAUUUCUCUGUUGUUUAUCAAGCAGUUUAUAAGGUCGGCAACACACCAGCUGCUGCAAAAGUAUUGAAGUUCAGCUACAACGAGAAGGAUUUCAGUGAUUUCAUCAAGGAGGCGUACAUCAUCAACCAGCUGCAUCAUCCCAACAUAAUCGGCUUUUAUGGCAUUGUGCAGGAAGUGAAUCCUCCAUAUUUGAUUAUCGAGUUGAUGGAAAACGGUGCGUUGGAUUUGUUUCUACGACAAGUGCAGGAUCGGCGGCGUUUGGGAGUCUUGCUGAAAUACGUCAAGGACGUGGUGGCCGGAAUGGCUUAUCUUAGUCAGAGAAAGUUUAUUCAUAGGGAUCUCGCUGCUCGUAACGUUUUAGUCUCGGGGAGUGAACGCUGCAAGAUAGCAGACUUUGGUUUGUCACGAAAGCUCGACCAGCAGUCAAUGUAUAUUUCUCAAGGUGGUCGUGUAGCAACAAAGUGGGCAGCACCAGAGGCGCUCACCGAGCAGCAAUACACAACCGAAUCAGACGUGUGGAGUUUCGGUGUCGUGAUGUGGGAAGUGAUGGCAUUUGGAGAUACACCGUAUGGAGACUGGACAGGAGAGAAGACGAUUGUGGAAGUCACCAAUAAUCAUUAUCGUCUCACUAAACCUAACAUGUGCCCUCCUCGUCUCUACUCAAUCAUGCUGAAAUGCUGGGAACAGAACCCAAGAGGAAGGCCGUCAUUUAUCGAAAUUAUUCAGCAACUCGAUUCAAUGUCACUCUGAAAUCAAUUAUUAUUAAUUAAUUUCUUUUGUAAAUGUAGAUUGUUUUGCAAAUAACUUAGUAGCAGGUAUCGUAUGCAAUUGAACAUACGUGAUGUCGACUAGCUGGGCUGGACCUAAUCCAUUAACCUAUGUAUAGACUGGUUGGUUUCAUUUUCAUAGUUUUCUUGUCACUUGA